Hibiscus syriacus is the source of this 1309-nucleotide messenger RNA. Its product is annotated as WAT1-related protein At2g39510-like. The transcript is spliced from 7 exons. The coding region runs from base 149 to 1291 and encodes 380 amino acids. Gene Ontology annotation, molecular function: transmembrane transporter activity. Gene Ontology annotation, cellular component: plasma membrane. Lineage: Eukaryota; Viridiplantae; Streptophyta; Magnoliopsida; Malvales; Malvaceae. The record is from RefSeq and is a predicted model, not a curated record.
UGAGAGUUACUUCAUUUUUAUGGAAACCCAAAAGUUUAAUUAUUACUUUAAUCGGUAAAUAAUUUGUGUAUAAGUAGGUAGUGAUUGAUUGUUUUAGAGGGAAAGAGAGAUUGUGUAGAGCCAAAAAACACGCACACACAAAAUUUCAAUGGAUUAUUUGGCCAAAAUUCUUGCUCAAACAAAGCCAUUUGUAGCGGUAAUUCUUUUGCAGUCGGGGUUUGCGGGCAUGUCUUUGAUCACAAUGUUUGCUUUAAACCAAGGCAUGAGCGAACAUGUUUUAGUUGUCUACCGCCACGCUGUUGCCACUCUCGUCAUUGCUCCUUUCGCCAUUGUUCUCGAUAGGAAGAUUAGGCCAAAAAUGACAUUGUCUAUCUUUAUUAAGAUAUUGCUACUAGGCUUAUUGGAGCCGGUACUUGAUCAGAACUUAUUCUACGGUGGCAUGAAGUAUACUUCAGCAACUUUCACAUCUGCAAUGUGCAAUGUUCUUCCUGCUUUUGCAUUUAUCUUCGCCUGGAUCUUCAAGCUUGAGGAGGUUAACAUAAAAAAGCGUCGUAGCCAGGCAAAGAUCAUAGGAACUAUUGUAACAGUUGGGGGUGCAAUGCUGAUGUCAUUGAUGAAUGGACCAAAGUUGCAGUUGCCAUGGACAAACUCAAACCAUCAUCAAAUCUCUUCCACUGCCGGAACUCAGCAACAUCCCAUAAGAGGUGCCAUCAUGAUCACCGUCGGUUGUUUCUGCUGGGCUAGUUUCAUCGUUCUUCAAGCGACAACGCUAAAAUCAUACCCAGCUGAGCUUUCCCUAACAGCUUUAAUAUGUUUGGCCGGCACCAUUCAAGGAAGCAUCGUUGCCCUAAUCAUGGAUGCCGGCAAUCCUACCGUUUGGUAUAUUCAUUUCGAUUCUAAACUCUUAGCAGCAGUUUACAGCGGUAUUUUAUGCUCUGGAUUGGCAUAUUAUAUUCAAGGGACCAUAAUGAGAAGUAGAGGACCGGUUUUCGUAACUGCUUUUAAUCCCUUAAGCACGGUGAUUGUUGCGAUUUUGAGCUCAUUUAUCUUAUCAGAAACACUCUACCUAGGAAGGGUUAUUGGAGCCAUUGUUAUUGUCAUUGGCCUUUAUCUGGUUUUGUGGGGUAAAAGCCAGGAUCAACCUCUAUCAAGUCUUAGCAUCGAAACCAAAGAGCCAAAUGAUCUGAAAAUAAUUUCAGCCAUUGAUGGGAUCACAAAGGUUUCAGAUCAAGAACUUUUUGUCCUGGAUUUAGCAAGCAACAAAGUCACACCUACUGAUGAAUAUGUCUGAUGAGAGGAAAAAUCACAA